AUGCCCUACCCUCUAACAUUUCCUCUCUCCCUGUGUAUAGAUGUACUUAUUUAUUUUGCAGGUUCCCAAGCUGUUCCAAAAGUUUUUGACAUCUAUCCUCACCACGGCAGCCAGAAUGGAGCAACGAGGCUGACGAUCAAAGGGCAGGGAUUCUCAGGGGAGAACCAGUUUGACUUUGGAGCAGAAGAUGAAAAGUUGGGCAACAGCGUGCAUCUGGUGUCAGAAACCAGGUCCAUCCCCUGUGAUGUGGAGAGGGAUUCCAGCCACGAAACACAGAUUGUUUGCUACACCAGGCCUCUACCUAUAGACCGGUAUGUUGUGAAAGUGAGUGUGGAUGGGGUUCCAGCCGUUAACAAGUGGAUAUCCUAUUUCGCAAGAAGCUACAAUACCCCAACCAUUGAGGAGAUUUCACCAAUGUCUGGACUGCCAGGGCAACUCAUUACUAUCCGAGGGAAUAUUCUCACUGAUGUCUACGGCAGUAAUAAACCACAGGAUUCCAGUCACAGAAACACCAGGAUUUUGAGAGUCUAUGCUGGAGGAAUGCUCUGUGAACUUCUUCAUCCGGACUCGGAUACCUUGUACGGUUUGACACUUGACUACACGUCCAGUAGAAAAGGCACUAUGACUUGCAGAAUGACUGGAACCUACAUAGGUCACCAUAAUAUGAGCUUCAUUUUGGACAAUGGCUACGGAAGGUCUCUGCCUGAUGUGAAUGCUUACUUUGUUUCCUCUCUCAAUAAACUCAGCAUGUUCCAAACCUAUGCAGAGGUGACUGGCAUCUACCCAUCUGAAGGGAGUGUGGAAGGAGGCACUCGGCUGACAGUGAAGGGGAGGUUCUUUGAUGAAACAGACUCCCCAGCCGGAGUUACUGUGGCAGGAGGAAGAGGUUUGAAGGUGGAAACUUGGAAAGGUGGUACCCUGAGUGACUUGGCAAACUACAACGAAAUGACUGACAAUUACCGUUUCUACAUCAAAGGGAGAGGCAUAUUCGAACUUCAUCUUAGCUUAACUGGGGAUCCUCGGGACAAGGCUAAAGUUGCCUCUGGCACUUGGCAGUACUGGAGUUACACAACGUCCCACAGCCAAGCCUCUGAUGCACUGCGACUUGAGAAAGGGAAAGGAUAUUACACAGAAGUGCUACUGCAGGAAAACACACCGUCUUCCUUUGUUUCUGUUGGUGUGUACCGCAACAACAGCUCCUACACUGAGCAGCAGACAGCAGACUCUGUCAACGAAGUGCAGAGCAUCAGUUCACUCUCCCAGGUUGUCUACGAGAAGCAGAUUGUAACCUUGGAGAACUGGACAAUAGGAAGUGCAAUCAGUGAGGUUCAGCGGGUCAUCAUCACCAGUCCGUGCUGGGACACUGGUUCUUGCUCAUUCCACUGGUACAGGCUCACCUACAAUCAUGAGUAUACAGGACUUCUUCGUGCAGAUGCUUCAGACAAGCAGAUUGAGCAAGCUUUAAAUGAUCUGUGGUCGAUUAGACCUGAUAGGGUGAAAGUGUCGAGCACUGCAAUCAGCCAAGGCUUUGUCCACACAGUGACCUUCAUCUCCACAAGAGGGGAUUUUGAUUUACUCCAGCACAAGGCAUCGGAAGGAAGUAACAUCACCAUUGAAGUGGAGGAACGAGUCAAAGGGAGACCCAGUAUGGACACUUUCACACUGAGACUGGAUGGGAUUGAUUCCAGGCCCCUUCCACAUGCAGCUACUGCUGAUGAGGUCAAAGCUGCUUUAGAAGAACUGGUGGGUGUGAAAUGUCCUGAGCACAUAGCUGGCUACACAAAUGGAUAUGCAGUCAAGUACUUCAAUGACUUUGAAGAUUGGGUAUGUAUCCGAAAUAAGAAUCAUCAGCCAAUCGACUCGUACUUUCAAUGGUCCUAUACCUGCAUCAAUUUGCUCAAGUCCGUACAGGCCAAGUUUUCCAAAGGGACCAACUUCAUGCUGGAAACGAUCAGACUGUUGAAGUCAUCAGACCAGGAUUACUUUGUGGAUACUGUCUACAUUGGGCAGCAUGCUACAACCAGCGGUCAAGAAAAUAUUGGUGUUCCAGUGAGAGGGCUCCCACCACUGAUUGCCAGAGGGAUUAUUAUUAAGCAGUUCAUUGUGACACGGAAUAGAAAUGUGAAUGACAGCUCGUCCAAUGAGUAUGAGAUAACCAUGAUUCCCUUCAACUGUAGCUUCAAUAUUCCUUUGCUGGAGGUUGGCUUUGCUCAGACUGCAUCCAAUGGCUUAAAGGAUAAGGCUGCUUACAGGGGAAUCACGUGGCCUAAGGGAUCCAUUGUAAGAGUGUGGAGAAGAGAGGCAGCAUCUCCCCCCAUCACUGGCACCAUGGACAUUCAGGCCUUUGGCCGUCUGCUGAAGGGAUUGCCAGUUGGUGCUUCCAACCUGGAAAUGCAGUACGGUUUACAAAGCAUUCCUGAGAUCGGGAGUGUGUCGGUGCAGAGGACAGGCAGCUGCUCCGGUUUCAACUGGAGGGUGAAAUGGCUGAACAAGGCUGGAAAUCAGCCCAUCCUACAGGUUAAUGAUUCAAAUGUUCAUGGAGUCAAUGUGAGAGUUACUGUGAAUGAGGAUGAGCAUGGAGGGCAGUUUAGUCAACGGCUGAUCGGAGACCUGUUCCGCACACCACAUGUCCUGCCCCAGGUGCAGGUUUUCAUCAAUGGCAUUCCCAGCAACUGCUCCGGGAAUUGUGGAUACAGGUGGAAUUCUGCGAAAACCCCAGUCAUUACAGGCAUCAGCCCGAGCAGAGGUUCCAGUGUUUCAGGCACAGUCCUGACCAUAUCAGGCUUCCCAUUCGCCAACACUUCAAAGACUGACACCACCUGGGUUCUGGUUGGAGGAGCCAAAUGUCCAAUCACAGGACUAACUGAUACUGAAAUUACCUGUCUGAUCGGUCCACCCAACACCACAGUGGCCCCAGUUACUGUCUACGUCGCCGAGCUUGGCUUUGCAAAGCACUCAGGCAACCAGGCUUUUACUUUCACCUAUGAACUGGAAGUUACUGGCAUUUCUCCUUCCAUAGGCAGUACUGAAGGUGGGACCGUCCUGACAAUAUCUGGCACUGGUUUCAUUCCUGGGACAGUGGUUUUAGUUGGAGAGAAGCUCUGCCUCCUCCUCACACAAAGCCCCGUCAAGAUAACCUGCAGCACGCCAGCUGCACCCGUUGGAGUGGCCAAUAUCUCUGCGUUGACUGAUGAAUCAUACAGCACAUUGCCCUUCAUUUUCACUUACACAGAGAUGAAGAUGCCGGUAAUCUUGCAAAUAACUCCCACGGCAAGCAGUGCGGCAGGUGGUUCCAGCCUGACAAUCCACGGGUCAGACUUUGGCAGCAGAUCCGGAGACAGCCGUGUGUUCGUUGGGAACUCGGAGUGUCCGAUCCUUCAGUGGUGGGUCAACAACAUCACCUGUCGGCUGCCCAGCCUCCCCCCCGGAGAGUACACAGUACGGACACACGCCCCUGACAGCAGCAUUGCGAAUGUUUCCAUUGAGUACAUCUUGCGUGUAACAGGAAUGACCCCCAGGCUGGGUUCGCUCCAUGGGGGCACAACAAUCACCAUCUCUGGGGCUGGUUUCAGUCCCAUCACAGAGGAUAACACUGUCCACCUCGCACUGGGAGUUGGGUACAGCUGGAAUCCAUCAAUACUCGAUAUCCUUGUUGGGGACACAGUGCACUGGCAGUGGGAAGCCCCACCUCUCGUCCAGGGCUUGAGCUACCGAGUCUUCAGUGUCUCCGGGCCCAGUGAGGUGAAUUACAAAGGCAAGGGGUUUAUGAGUGGAGAUACCGGCACUCCAGCAGGUUCUUUCUCCCACCGCUUCACCUCCCCUGGCUCAUUUUUCUACAGCAGCGGUUACAUCGACCAGAAGAACAAGAUCUUCCUGCAAGGCGUGGUACAUGUGAGGGCAGCAGAGGAGAGGUCCUUAAAUCUGCAUGUUUCUGUAGCUGGGAUUGAGGCAGAAUAUCCACCUGGACACUUGGAGAUGGUGCAGUCACAACAGGAGCGCAGUGGUAACUGUACAGCAACCAGCCCCGCCUGUCCCCAGACAGUGAACAGCACUUCAGACAGUGGAGGCUUCACAUUUCUCCUCUCUCCCUGCUACUCCCCCACCAUCAACAGUAUCACCCCAUCUAACGGGACCCUAUACGACAGACUCACCAUUGCAGGCACUGGAUUCAGCAACAUCACCUGUGCUAAUGAGGUGCGAGUUGGAGACCAGCCGUGCGUCGUUGAACACAGUACGGAGUGGGAGCUUCUGUGCCGAGUAGAUGCAGGGGGAGAGAUGGACGUUGGGGUGGCAGCCCUGGUGUCAGUGACUGUCCACAACCACGGCUCUGCCAUCUCCACACCAUCCGACGAAUUCAGCCGCCGCUUUGUGCUGCUCCCUCACCUGGACAGAGUGACCCCCAGCCUGGGCUCCACCACAGGACGGACCAGGGUCACCCUCACUGGCUCAGGCUUCGGAAAGGACCCCAGUACCAUCCAGGUCCUGCUGGCAUCUGUGCCCUGCACGCUGGUGUCUGUGAACUACACGCACAUCUCCUGUGAUUCAUCUGCCUCCAUUGUCUGCAGCGGGUCUGCAAGUGUUUGGGUACGAGGUCUCUUGGCCACGUGUACUGGCUCCUGUGACUUUACCUACACUGAGACCGUCACGCCGAGCGUGCUGACAGUCUCCCCGAAUGUCCUGGACACUGUCUACACCGAGCUCACCAUAAACGGCCAAGGAUUUGGCAGCCAUGCCGAGAUGGUCCUUGUUUUAGUGGGCACUGCCAGCUUUAGACCUGCUGAUGUUUCAGACUCCAGCCUGAACUGUACAGUGGGACCACUGCCCGUUGGCCAACACUCCCUCAGGGUUUUGAUCUUCGACAAGGGUUUAUCUGGCGAGACUCUGUGGGUCACCUCUGCUGCCUCAGCCUCCCUGUUGCCAGCCUCGGGAGGCAUUAAUGGAGGCACCACCUUGUCCAUCACGGGGAAUGGCUUUGUCCAGGAAGCCACCACUGUGAUGAUUGACGACUCCCCUUGUAACAUUCUCACUGUCACCCCGGGAAAAGUCCAAUGUGUCUCGCCGGCCUGUGGUCCAGGCAUUGUCCAUGUAAAGGUUAAAGUUCAUUCUACUGUGUACCCACUCCUAACGUUCACCUGUAACCAAACGGAGACUCCCACUAUUUUUGCCGUCUCUCCAACCACUGGUGUAAGUGGAACAAGACUCACCAUCCUUGGGCAAAGUUUGGGAUCUGUUGUCUCUGACGUCACGGUGUCAAUAGAUGGCAUCUUGUGCAGUGUGACCAUGGCUAACGAGAGCUGUGUGGAGUGCACUGUGGGGCAUCACGCUGGGGGCACCUUCCCAAUCCUCCUGGAACAUGCCAGGAGGGGAUAUGCAGCCUCUGCCUUCUCAUUUCAGUACCAGCUCAACAUAACGUCUGUCUCUCCAACUGAAGGCAACUUCGGUGGUGGCUUGGUCCUGACGGUGAGGGGCGCUGGAUUUGACAGACAGAAAUCGCGGGUAUUUGUGUGUGAGAAUGAAUGCAGAGUGGAGCCAGCAAACUCCAGUUCCAGCAGCCUACACUGCCACCUGCCUCUGAAUAAUGGGACUGGGCUUCAGCAGGAGUGCGAUGUGACCGUUGCAAACAGUGAAGCUUCGAGCCAGCUGCCCCGCGCCUUCACGUACAUGUCAGCAUUGACCCCCGUGGUGACUGCCAUUGAGCCCAGGCGAGGAGGAACAGCAGGAGGCACCAAACUGACCAUCACAGGAUCUGGCUUCAGUUCCAGCAUAAAUGAGACUUCUGUCACCGUGGCUGAAGCUGCCUGUGAGAUCCAGUCUGUGAAUGAAACCAGCAUUGUAUGUAUCACCGGUGCGCAGUCCCCUUCCCAGAAGACCAAGGUCAAGGUCAACGUAAGGGGAAAUGGCAUUGCCAAACUGGACUUUGCAGAUUACCACUACGUCGAUGUGUGGUCAUCACGGUACACUUGGGGAGGUCAGUCACCCCCUGAGAAGGGCUCACUGGUCGUCAUCACCAAGGGACAGACCAUCCUGUUGGACCAAAACACACCAGUGCUGAAGAUGCUGCUCAUUCAAGGUGGGUCACUCGUCUUCGAUGAGGCAGACAUUGAACUCCAGGCCGAGAACAUUCUCAUCACAGACGACGGGCUACUCCAGGUGGGAACCAACUCCACUCCCUUCCAACAUAAAGCCAUCAUCACCCUUCAUGGCCACCUGCGCUCCAGGGAACUGCCCCUGUAUGGAUCCAAGACGCUGGCUGUUCGAGAGGGAACAUUGGACCUCCACGGUCUGCCCGUCCCUGUAACCUGGACUCACCUAGCUGAGACAGCAGAGGCAGGCACUUCAACGAUUACACUACAGGAAGCCGUGAGCUGGAAGGCAGGGGACCAGAUUGUCAUUGCAACAACUGGAGGCAGGCACAGCCAGAGGGAGAGCGAGCAGAGGACAAUCGAAGGUGUGUCACCGGACGGGAGGACGCUCUACCUGACGGAGCAGCUGAGAUACAGGCACCUGGGCAUGGUGCUGUCCCUCGCUGGGACUGUGCUGGAGGCUCGGGCAGAGGUGGGGCUGCUGACUCGUAACGUGGUGGUGAGAGGCUCCAACAACGUGGAGUGGAACGACCACAUCGAGCAGUGUCCGGACGGGUUCGACACUGGUGAGUUCGCCACCCAGACCUGCUUCCAGGGGCGGCUGGGGGAGGAAAUCGGAAGUGACGAGUACGGAGGCUGCAUCAUGUUCCAUUCGCCACGUCCAGACCAAGGGCUGGUGCUGGGCAGGAUAGAGUAUGUCGAGGUGUACCAGGCAGGCCAGGCCUUCCGCCUGGGCCGUUACCCCAUCCACUGGCACCUGUUGGGGGACCUGUCCUUCCGCUCGUACGUACGAGGCUGCUCGAUCCACCGGACCUUUAACCGCGCCGUCACCAUCCACGGCACUCACCGGCUGCUGGUGGAGGACACCGUGGCCUUCGACGUGAAGGGAGGCGCCUUCUUCCUGGAGGACGGGGUGGAGCAAGGCAACGUGCUGCGGCACAACCUGGCGGUGCGGGUGCGCCAGAGCUCCAGCCUGCUGAACGACGACCUCACCCCGGCCGCCUUCUGGGUGACCCACCCCGGCAACACCCUGCAGGGCAACUCGGCGGUGGGGGGCACCCACUUCGGCUUCUGGUACCGGCUCCUGGAGCAUCCUGAGGGGCCGUCACGGCACCAGGACGUGUGCCCGCGCAGCCUCUCCCUCGGGCUCUUCCGCAACAACUCGGCCCACUCCCAGGGUUGGUACGGCCUCUGGGUGUUCCCGGCCUACCACCCGAGCAGGAGUGGCCGGUGCUCGGACUGGAGCCCCCAGCCCGCGGCCUUCGGCUCCCUGACCGCCUGGAACUGCAAGAAGGGGGCGGAGUGGACGGAAGGAGGGGCCCUCCAGUUCCAUGACUUCCUGCUGGUCAACAACGAGGAGGUCGGGGUGGAGGUCCAGCGGGUGCUGAGGACCCGCAUCGGUGGCUGGGGCCAGGCCGCGGGGGCCCUGCUCAGGAACCUGACCGUGGUUGGUCACACCCCGGGUCUGGGCCCCCUGCUCUGCACCCGCACCGGCCUGGUCCUGCCCAUGGACCAGGGGCUGACCGUGGACGGGCUCCACUUGGUGAACUUUGACCGGUCCGGCUGCGUGGCUCUGGGGCUGGCGAGCAUGAAUUGGGCGUGCCCGGAGGGCUGCGGGGGCUGGGGCGUGAGGUUCAGCCGGGUCCGCUACUUCAACACCUCCAACAAGGCCGUCUUCCACUGGGAGCAUGAGGCUGUGCUGCACGACAUGGACGGCUCCCUUGCAGGUGGUGCUGGGUACAAUGUGGUCCCUUACAGUCGGAUAUUGGACCCAGCACGGUGCCAGCAGUCAGCGGAGUGGAGCCAGGGAUACGCCGGCGUUGUGUGUGACUCCACCGUCGCAUUCCAUCGCCUGUCUGUCCACGACCCCUCUCCGAUCGCUCUGAGGGGACGGCAGCUCAUCCUGUCCAACACUCACGGGUACAGCAUUCUCUCCUUCCUACAUCGACGUCUAACCCAUGGAUCAGGUUGGAUGGCCCUUAUACCCAACAAUCAGACUGUUAAUUGGCAUUUCAAGGACUUGGAUCACAUCACCGAGAUCUCCUACAGAGCCACCUUUUACCACUUCACGGACAGUGACCACGUUGUCGUAUCCCACAACCUGACCCAACACCCUGACCACGUCCAGGUGACGGACCUACAACGAAAUGCCUCCCGACAGCCCCUAGGAUGGUCCCACAACCAGAAUGGUGACUGGUACUUCGACUCAGACAACUUGACCUUGUACUACCUGGGGAAGGGUGCCCCUCAUCAGCCGAAUCUCGACCCGACAGUGAUUGAUGUAAACAUUCACCUCCAUGUCUUCCGCUGCUUCUACCAGAAAUGUGCGUCUCUUCCCCAGGCAACAAUGUUGCCCUUCAUCAGCUCAGAUUCCGGAUACAGUCUGUGGUCGAACUCUUCCUUCUGGGAAUCCUCUCCAGAAAACAACUUCACGGUUCCCAGAGAAGGUGACAGUGUGGUCGUAGCCCAAGGAGUCUGGCUUCUGGUGGACACAAUGAUUCCAUCGCUCUACAAACUCACCAUCUAUGGCAUCUUGGAAAUUAAGGACCAGAAUGCAACAUCGGGCCACAAUUCCUCAUCCUACAUGAGCACUGUCCUCAAUGCUACCUACAUCUCGGUCCAGGGGGGCAGGCUUAUCGCAGGAACACCGGAGAAACCGUUCAGAGGAGAGCUCCUGAUCGUUCUGCGAGGAGACCAUUUGACCCCGGACUGGCCUUUACUGAAUGGGCCUAAUCAGGGGGCCAAGGUGUUGGGUGUGUUCGGAGGACUGGACCUCCACGGAAUUCCCCACCGGCUCUACAGGACCAAGCUGGGGCUGACAGCACAGGCCGGUUCCCUCAACCUAACGCUGGCAGCAGCCGUCGACUGGCAGGAGGGCAAUGAGAUCCUUCUGACAAGCACCAGCUAUGAUUCCCAGCAGACGGAGUCUCGGAUCAUCCGCUCCAUCUCACAUGAUGGGAGGUCUCUGCUCCUGGAUCAGCCGCUCUCCUUCACACAUGUGGUGGAGACGCAGGAAGUGAAGGGAAGGGACCGGCGCUACAGCCUGGCAGCAGAUGUUGGCCUCCUGAGCAGAAACAUCAAGAUCCUAGGCCAGGAUCACCUGGGAUGGCAGGAGCAGAAGUUCGGAGCCCGCCUGCUGAUCAGUUCCUUCUUCUAUAACGACCAGGAGAUCAAAGGUUAUGCCAGGAUAAAGGAUGUUGAAUUCUACCACUGUGGUCAGAUGGGUUAUCUGGAUUACUUUGAUCCACGCUACUCUGUGGCGUUUCUCAACCUCGGCCAGGUUGAAGGGAAUGACUCGUACAUUCAGGGCUGUGCUAUUCACAAUGGAUUUGCUCCAGCCAUCGGGGUCUUUGGAACGGAUGGCCUUAACAUCGACGACAAUAUCAUUUACAACACCCUGGGAGAAGGUAUCAAAGUGUGGGGGAGCAGGAACCGAGUGAGGAGGAACCUGGUGGUCCUUAGCAAGUCGACGGCGAUUCCCUACUCCUGGACAGCAGCUGUCGAGGUGAAUAAGGGUUCUGAGGUUGUGCUACAAGAGAACGUCGUUGUAAGCUUUGAGCAGAUUGGUUACCACAUUAACGGAGAGCCUUGUCCUGGACAACCAAACCCCGCUGAGCCAUGGACUGAUAACGAGGUCCGUGGAGGACGGAUUGGCGUUUACAUGAAUGGAGACGGAUACCCGAACUGCUCCCUUAUCCAAGGGUUCACGGUCUGGAAAUGCCAGGACUAUGGCAUUUACUUCCAGGUAGAAGAUUCUGUGCAAGUCUCCAACGUGACUCUGGUGGACAACGCACUGGGUAUUUUUCCAAUGAUUUACGGACCUCCAGCGCUCUCACAUCGGAUAUCCAACAAAACCGUUCGCGUUACUAACGCCUUGGUGGUUGGAGUUAGUCCUGGAUUCAAUUGCUCAGAUACUCUGCAAGACAAUUCUGCUUCGACUAAUACAGGGAACAGUUGGAGUCCCAGACAGCCUUGGGGAAGGAGUGGGAUCUGCUGGCCAACGUUCGCCUCGGCUACCAACUUAGCACCUCGACAUCUGCAUUCUGUGCUGAUGAGCUACCCGGCCAUUAGUGGGCUGAUGAUGGUGCAGAACACGACAUUUGUGGGAUUCCGGGGCGUGUGUUCCCAGCAGCUGAACGUCAUGUUUAUCAGUAACCCUGACAAUGAGGAUGUGCAGCACCCAGUGCUGGUGGAGGGAAUCACCAUCGACCAGAGUGAGGAGCGAGGGAAGGUCUUCAUACACAGGCCUGACAUCACUAAGGUGAAUCCCAGUGACUGUGUGGACAUGGACUGCGAUGGCAAGAAGAAGACCCUGCUGAAAGACCUCGAUGGCUCAUUCCUGGGGAGAGUGGGAGCUGUCGUCCCACAGUCGGAGUACGAAUGGAAUGGUGACAAACGCCGCGGGCUCGGCGAUUACCGAAUCCCGAAGGUUCUGCUGACAUCUUUGAAUGGGAGCCGCAUUCCUGUAUCCCAGGUGGCACCAUACAAAGGGAUUAUCCGAGAUUCCACGUGUACCUACAUGCCUGACUGGCAAAGCUAUAAGUGCUUUGGGCUGAACUAUGAGCUGCUGGUUAUUGAGAGCCUGGACUCUGAUACCGAACAUAGGAGACUUUCCCCGGUGGCUCUGCUCUGUGAUGGCUACCUGGACCUCAUCAAUGGUCCCCAGGACCAUGGCUGGUGCUCUGGAUAUACGUGCCAUAAGAGGAUUUCACUUUUCUACGGGAUCGUGGCCACCAACAAGUCGUGCGACGUGUACUUCACCAGCACCAGUCCUCAGAGUCUGCGUCUGCUGCUGCCCAGCGCUGAUGUCAGCAGAGCUGUUCGUUUGUCGAUCUAUUACUCAUCGCCACAGCGCCUGGAUGUGUACGUAAAUGGCACCCUCAUCCCUCCAACCAACGCAGAGUGGAACAGCGCACACACGGACUACACCCUGAGGGCCCCCACCUACCCAGGAGAAUUUGUUCCCAAGUUGAAUUCUCCGGUCUCUGGAGCAAACUAUUUUGACAGAAAAUACCAAAUGCUGAAUGUUUUAGUGAGAGGUUCAAUUCCCAUUGAGAUCCACACAGCCCCCACGCUCUUCAUCUCCUUCAAUUUACCUGCAAUGACAGUGGAUGAGUUUUACGGCCCUGACCUAGCAAACAACCUCGCCCUAUUCCUGGACGUGCCGGCGAGUAAAAUCCGCAUUACCAAGAUCGUGCGGGAGGCUGCUCGUCGCAAGAGGCGGGCUACAGGGAUCACGGUGGAAGUGGAGAUCGGAGACCCUCCAUCUGGGCAGUUGUCUUCACAUUGUACAGGUACAUUGAGGUUCUCUGACCUGAAGGAAAUCGCCAGCAACCUUGGUGAGGCCAUGUUGACUGGAAACCUGAGUGCUUCCUUGGGCUUUGCAAUCUCUGGCCUGGAGAUCUCUGAUCCAGUUCCACCUCCAGAUGAUCCAGAGUGGUCCCAGGUGGCCACAGAACCGGUGCAGAGGGAAGCAGUGAGAAGGAACCGCAUGGCCCCUGUGGCAGGUUUGGUCGUGAUGACUGAGCCAAUUGCCGGAGACCCUGGGCAAGUGUUCAGGCAGCAGCCCAGCAUCAUGGCAGUGGAUGCUGACGGGAGCUGUGUAUCGGUGGGAGUUACCUUGUGGGAACUGGACGCUGUGCUGGUAGAUUCCAGGAAUGUGCCAGUCGCAGGACUCAAUGGAACGACCAGAAUCUUGUUCAUGGGUUGUUGGGCUAAUUUCACUGAUCUCUCCAUCAGUGUCAACGGCACCAACUACCGACUGAGGUUCCAGCUCAGGUUGAUUGAGGUCCAGUCCAGACUGUUCUCGGUGGGGUCGGGGCACAGUUUGCCAGAAGAUUCUGAGGAUCCUGACCCUAGCUCCAGCUCCAGACUCAGCCCGAGAAGUGGAGUAAUUGCAGGUGCCGUACUGGGAGGUCUCCUGCUCAUCAGCAUCAUCGUGGCUGUGACCUGGAAAAUGACAGGUGGGCACAUGGGAUUCCCCAGGGGCAAACGUUGGCCGUCUGUGACCACCAGCAUGACUCUGGUGUUUGGGGCAGAGUGGUCUUCUGUUAUUUAG
Messenger RNA from Pristis pectinata (smalltooth sawfish), 12141 nucleotides. It is a transcript of the gene pkhd1l1.1, whose product is annotated as PKHD1 like 1, tandem duplicate 1. Bases 1 to 12141 code for a protein of 4046 amino acids. NCBI's taxonomy places the organism in Eukaryota, Metazoa, Chordata, Chondrichthyes, Rhinopristiformes, Pristidae. The record is from RefSeq and is a predicted model, not a curated record. The transcript has 73 exons.